AUGCACUCAAUAAAAUCCCAAUCUACCCCCGUCAAAGACGGAAGACGUGUUCUCGGUGAGAAGACCGUUAACGCGUGCCAAUCGCCUACAAGUCGGAACGUGGACGCUCUCUUGAAGACGGGAUCGCCUGUCAAACGAAGUCUCUUUAAAGGAUUGUCUCACAGGAAAUUAUCAUCAUCUUUCUGUGCUGGGCAAAAAAGGACAAUAGACGAUGUGGAAGGAAACGAAGUAACCAAACCCGGCUCGCGAGGCAUCGUGCAGCUGGUUCCGUCAUUGAACAAGGAACAAGCACAAGGAAGCGAACAGUCCGCAGCUGAGGAUGGAAUACAGCAAAACACCCAACUAGACGCGACUGAAUCAGACCAACAAACAGGCCACCACAACGCGUCGUCACUUCCAGACAAACAUAGCUAUCCAGGCAAAGAAACCAGGUCAACGACAACUAUUCCAGGAGACUCCGAGGCGAGAAGACGAUUCAUCCAGAAUAAAGCACACUUGCUUCGCAGCCGGAUCCAGAGCGCUAUGCAUCACGUCAGAGACCACGAAUUUGAUCGCAGGCUAUCAGAACUGGAAGCCCACAGCCGCAAGAUCCCAAGAUUAUCACUUCCCUCAACUCCUAUAUCACACAUUGUCAGAAGAGCAACGACGCCUCCUUCAGAAGAGACUCCAAAACUCCAGCAUGCACCAGAACUGAAAUUGGCUUCCCGAACAUCGUCUAACCCAUCCGGCCUGUCUUCCCCGCCAUUGUCAGCUGGCGAUUCCGGUGACGAAGAGACGAUAACCCCCAGGCAGAGUACAACGCGCUCUCGCUUGGGCUCUCCGCUGCAACUGAGUAGCCCUCCCGCGACGGUACUGCGAGGGGGGUGUGCGAGAACCCAAACAGAAGAAAACAGCCCCAGGACAGUGCGCGGGCGCUCCUACACAGCCGACGAACAUACAAUGCCGUCACAAAAGGGGGAUGCUGUUGACGGCCUGCUUAAACUCAUGAAAGUGGAAACCCCUGAAACCUUAGACGACUGGACUGGUUGA
Messenger RNA from Monascus purpureus, 1029 nucleotides. The record is from the annotation of a GenBank genome assembly. Lineage: Eukaryota; Fungi; Ascomycota; Eurotiomycetes; Eurotiales; Aspergillaceae.